AUGCCGUCCAAGAUCACUGUAGGCGUUGCCCAGGCACGCACCCAGGAUACCGUCACCGAGACUCUCUCCGCCCUCAACCGCAUCACUCGUCAUGCCGCCUCCCGCGGCGUCCAUCUGCUCCUCUUCCCUGAGGCCUAUCUGGGUGGAUACCCACGUACCUGCAGCUUUGGCACUGCCAUCGGUGCGCGCCAGCCUCAGGGACGGGAACAGUUCUUGAACUACUUCCAUUCCGCGGUGGAUCUCGGGGAUACCCCCACUGGAGCGGGUGAUGACUGGGUGCAGAGGAAGCUGCCCGUGGCGGAGGGCAAGAAUCAUCGAGGCGACGGUACCCGAGAGACUCUUGAGCGGAUUGCGAAGGAGACGGGCGUCUUCAUUGUUGUGGGCGUCAUCGAGAGAGCCGCGGGCAGUUUGUACUGUGCUGCGCUUUACGUAGACCCUUCGAGGGGAGUGCUGGGAAAGAGGAGAAAGGUCAUGCCCACCGGAUCGGAACGUCUCGUCUGGGCCCAGGGCUCCCCGUCAACCUUGAAGGCCGUGACUACCCAUCUCAACGGGGUCCCCGUGACCCUGGCGGCAGCUAUCUGCUGGGAGAACUACAUGCCCCUUCUCCGACAGAGUCUGUACUCACAGAGCGUGAACAUCUAUUUGGCUCCUACAGCUGAUGCCCGGGACACAUGGCUGCCCCUGAUGCGGACCGUCGCAUUCGAGUCGCGGGCGUAUGUACUGAGCGCAAACCAGUGCGUCCGGUAUAACGAACUCCCGGAGUGGGUCACUGGCGAACGGGAUGAGAAGAUCUCGACCCACUACGUCAGCCGCGGUGGUUCCUCCAUCGUUGAUCCCCAGGGCCAGGUUAUUGCGGGUCCUAUCUGGGAGGUUUCUGCUGACGAUAUGUCUGAUUCUGCGGCUGAUGCCGUGGUAGACGGGCUGAUUAUCUCGGAUAUCGAUGUCGAGGACUGCGAACGGGGUAGAUUGGACAUGGAUGUGGCAGGCCACUACUCGAGGAAUGAUGCGUUCAAGUUGACGGUGGAAGGGCUGGAUCUCAACCCACCUCCUCUCUGA
Molecule: messenger RNA, 1056 nt
Organism: Aspergillus nomiae NRRL 13137
Lineage: Eukaryota; Fungi; Ascomycota; Eurotiomycetes; Eurotiales; Aspergillaceae
Product: nitrilase
Exons: 3
Coding region: 1-1056 (351 amino acids)
Molecular function (GO): catalytic activity
Source: RefSeq, a predicted model, not a curated record